This is a messenger RNA of Nomascus leucogenys (northern white-cheeked gibbon), 1464 nucleotides long. It is a transcript of the gene ZBED3, whose product is annotated as zinc finger BED-type containing 3. Gene Ontology annotation, molecular function: transcription cis-regulatory region binding. Gene Ontology annotation, biological process: regulation of transcription by RNA polymerase II. Lineage: Eukaryota; Metazoa; Chordata; Mammalia; Primates; Hylobatidae. The record is from RefSeq and is a predicted model, not a curated record.
AGCGCUGUGUCUUUAAGGGGCACGCGCGGAGGUUUUCCGUCCGGGACAAAAUGUCAGCGAGGCGCCUGGAGGGGGAUCUACCAUCCCGGACUCCCGACCCGCCGCAGGCUCCGGCCGCGUUUCGCGGGUAAAGGGCACUGCUGAUGGUUCUUCAGAACUCAGGAAUCGUGUUGCAUGCAUUGUUUCUACCCCUGGAACCUGAGAUGGUUGGAAACCCUGAGGCAAUGACAGGGACCCCAGAAUCCUUGGGAAAUGACCCACUGUCUAAUUUAAAGCGUGCGGGCGCCGAAGAAUGAGGAGUGGCGAGUCGGCCUGCACCAUGGACGAGGCCCGCGGGCUGGACGACGUGGCGGCGCGGGGCGGUCAGUGUCCGGGACUGGGGCCGGCGCCGACGCCUCCCGGCCGCCUGGGGGCGCCGUACUCCGAGGCCUGGGGCUACUUUCACCUGGCCCCGGGGCGCCCCGGGCAUCCGUCGGGCCACUGGGCCACCUGCCGUCUGUGCGGGGAGCAGGUGGGCCGCGGCCCGGGCUUCCAUGCGGGGACCUCGGCGCUGUGGAGGCACCUGAGGAGCGCGCACCGGCGGGAGCUGGAGAGCAGCGGCGCCCGGCGCUCGCCACCUGCCGGGCCCUGCCCGCCGCCGCCCGGCCCCGCUGCGGCCCCCGAGGGCGACUGGGCGCGCCUGCUGGAACAGAUGGGCGCGCUGGCCGUGCGCGGCAGCCGGCGGGAGCGGGAGCUGGAGCGGCGCGAGGCGGCCGUGGAGCAGGGUGAGCGCGCCCUGGAGCGGAGGCGGAGGGCGCUGCAGGAGGAGGAGCGCGCCGCGGCACAGGCGCGCCGGGAGCUGCAGGCCGAGCGGGAGGCGCUGCAGGCGCGGCUGCGGGAGGUGAGCCGCCGUGAGGGCGCCCUGGGCUGGGUCCCCACUUUGCCGCCGCUCAAGGACGACCCCGAGGGUAACAGGGACGGCUGCGUCAUCACAAAGGUCCUCCUGUAGGGGUGUAGCCACUUCCCCACCCCAGACCAGCGGUUCUCCGUCAAAUGCCAAUGCCUUCAGCCCCCGCUGGGACCGAAGCCAGGCCCGCAGCCCCUACUCACUCGGAAGCUCCAGCUCACUGUAGGGUCUUCGACACCCUAAGGCUUCAGCUUGAGAAGCACUUCGAAGCCAGAGCAGAACCAAAAGUCACUUCCAUGGGGUCACCUGGGGUGCCUGGGCGGCCUUUCAUGGGCAUGCAUGCAAAGAAUGGGGUGGCACACGGGACACCCGAGAGCUCCAGGAGCCCCGUGAACCCAGACCACCCAGUGCCAUGGCCACUUAGGGCUGGGAACCCGAACCUGGUGACUUUGAAAGGAUAGAGCUUCAUUCCAUACCAAACACUUUUCACACCAUGUGCCUAUACACCCAGCAGCCCAAGGUGGAGGGUGCGUGGAAAUGAGGAAGCUUUUUACCCACAAAAAAGAGUUCCUAAUGCA